UUUUAAGUAAUGCACUGUAACGUUGACAUUGCAGGAAUAUGCACGCUCGACUGCUAAUGCACAUGUGAUGCUGCGAGACAGGACGAGAGUAUGAGCUAUAAUUCCACAUGAUGUGCAUGGGACGACAAUAGCCUUUCCUUACAAGACCGAUGCAAACGCAUUAAAACCACUUUUAAGGAAAUCUAAAGGAAGGAAGAUGUUUUUUCUUCACGCGCAAAAUGGAACGGGGACAAAUCGGACGCCUGAAACGCGAGAAGUGCGCCAAAUUGCGCCUAUGACUUUACUGUUGAGUCUGGUGCGUUUGCAGCUUAUGGUCAGUAGAAUCGAGAUGCGCUGAACGUAACACAAUAGAGGAUGUACACAGAAACGCAACGCAGAGGGGAAUGAAAGACUUUGUUUGUCAUCGGUUAAGUGAAGCCUUUUGGCAAAGCACUUGAGAAAAGGAGCGGAGAAAUCUUGAAAUGCGCACCUCUUGCUGUUUCUCAAACGAACUGGCACCGGCUCUCUCUCUCUGGACGGAGAGUCAGCUUUGGGAACAACAUGACACGGACGCGCUUCUGCUGUCAUUAACGGGGACAAAUCAGACCAACGCAGCGGCAAUCCGAUCAAUAGACUAUCGAUAAGCUCAUAUAUAAGGCUAAUCAUCACGCCUGCCUGUGUUUGCUUAACCUGUUUAGGAGAGUAUGCUGUGGGACGAUGAACAAACUGCUGAAAGUCAUAUUAUGUUCAUUGGGAAGAUCUGUGGGAGUUCAUGGAUCUAUUUUUGAGUUCCUCAAGAGAUUUUUACAUUGAGAUUAUGAUAUGUGUUUUGCAAGAUGACUCCUACAGUCAGCAUAGCGUCAGACAAACCAGAUCAACUAGUUGCUCCGAUUCCUGUGUAAGCACUCUCGGUUUGGUGUGGAAUUAUGGGGUGACUGCUCAAUCGACUCGGUGAAGAAGCUAUGGAUGUGAACUACUCCACGGUCCUGGACAGCAGUGUGUCACAGCGCGAUUCGUCGAAGCGAGUUCUGACUGGUUGUUUCCUCUCGCUCCUCAUCCUGACCACCCUGCUGGGCAACACUUUGGUCUGCGCUGCGGUCACAAAGUUUCGCCACCUGCGCUCAAAAGUCACCAACUUCUUUGUUAUAUCGCUGGCUAUUUCUGACUUGCUGGUGGCCAUUUUGGUGAUGCCAUGGAAAGCGGCCACCGAGAUUGUAGGGUUUUGGCCGUUUGGCGCCUUCUGCGAUGUCUGGGUGGCCUUUGACAUCAUGUGUUCCACCGCCUCCAUCUUGAAUCUGUGCGUCAUCAGCGUGGACCGCUACUGGGCCAUUUCUAGCCCGUUCCGCUACGAGCGCAAGAUGACACCUAAGGUGGCGUUCAUCAUGAUAAGUGUGGCGUGGACGCUGUCCAUCCUUAUCUCCUUCAUCCCCGUGCAGCUAAACUGGCACAAAGCCCAGGCGACCAUUUACACGGAGCUGAACGGCACCUACGGCGAGCUUCCCCCAGACAACUGCGACUCCAGCCUUAAUCGGACAUAUGCCAUCUCCUCCUCCCUGAUCAGUUUUUACAUACCUGUGGCCAUUAUGCUGGUCACUUACACCCGCAUCUACCGCAUUGCCCAGAAGCAGAUACGCCGGAUCUCGGCACUCGAAAGAGCGGCCGAAAGCGCCAAGAACCGCCACAGUAGCAUGGGUAACAACGGCAGUAUGGAGUCUGAAAGCUCCUUCAAGAUGUCCUUCAAGCGUGAAACCAAAGUUCUCAAGACCCUCUCGGUCAUCAUGGGCGUUUUCGUGUGCUGCUGGCUGCCCUUCUUCAUCUUGAACUGCAUGGUUCCUUUCUGUAACCCCAACGAGAGCUCUGACUUCUUCUGCAUCAGUUCUACCACCUUCGAUGUCUUUGUCUGGUUCGGUUGGGCCAACUCCUCACUCAACCCUAUCAUCUAUGCCUUCAAUGCUGACUUCCGAAAGGCAUUCUCCAUCCUGCUGGGCUGCCAUCGACUCUGCCCUGGCAGCAACACUAUAGAGAUUGUGAGUAUCAACAACAACGGUGGCCCUCCGUCUACUUCUCAGUAUCAGCCUAAGGGCCACAUCCCCAAAGAGGGCAACAACAGCAACUAUGUGAUCCCUCACAGUAUCCUCUGCCAGGAGGACGAGAACCAGAAGAGGGAGGAUGACUCUGGGAUAAAGACCUUUGAGAAACUGUCGCCUUCCAUGUCAGGCAAUUUGGAUAGCGAUGCAGAUGUCUCGCUAGAAAAGAUAAACCCCAUAACACAAAACGGGCAGCACAAAUCCAUAACCUUCUGAGUAUUGGGUGAGAUCUGACCCCAACAAAGAAUCCUUGUUUCUAUAAAGUACGGAAUCCAAAAAAAAAGAAGCUUCACUGAAGACCUUAAAAACAUUUAUUGGACUACAUGAAACUUGCGGAAAACAAAAGAAUGUUCCAAUUGAUGGCACUUUAUGCUGGAUAACUAUCUGCAAAAUAUUCGCAGCAUUUAUGAUUGACGAUACCAGGUCAGUUGUGGCAAGACAUAAAUGGAAAAUAAUGUGAAUAAACCAUGUAUGCAUAUGUAUACAUGUUAUGCAUUUAAAAUGUGUAUACAUGCGCAUGCCCAUGUGGUUGUGGUAGAACUGCUGUUGUUAAUACAAGAGUUAGGUCACUAGUAAAAUAUCUUGUAGGUGAGUUUACGUAAACGGCUCACGAGUAGAGAAAUCCGGUUGCGUCUACUGUCGACAAUAAAAUGUACAUAGUGUUGUUUAUAUUUUUCACCAUUUAUCAGAGUUGGCUAAGUCAGCAUCUCCUUACGCUGCUAGUUGUGAAAUUGUAUGUGCAAACCACCCCAUAAUGUAACUUGAGAGCAGUAGCCAUUCUCAUCCUAGUUCUCUACGUGUGCAUUGGUGUGAUGUCAAAGAAGUCGAAGAGCAGUGGAUUUUUCUGCUAUGUGAUUUAUCAGCUGUGGAAGUGGCCAUAAUAUUUGGAUGUAAUUUUUUAUAUUUUGAUGUCAAAGAUCCCUUCCUUACCUAACCCAACCCCCUUCCUCACCGACCAACCCUUCACUUGUCACAGCACAGGGAAAAUACGAUCCCAGUGGUAAUCUCAUCAGUCAUUACCUACACUUCGAUUGUCAUUAUUCUCACGCUUUAAAAGGGAACAAUGUUUUAUUUGAAACCCUGUGCACAAGAGACCUGCCGGUGUACUUGUAUCCAUCACAGUGUAUAUAAAUGAUAGAAGAAGCCUCAUGUAGAUCCCAGCUCUGCUUUUCUUCUUUGAUUCCAUCCACUCUAAAUGUACAAAAGUAGUUCCAGGCACCACGGCUGCCUUUAAACAGUUUUUUUGCCAACUACGAGGAUGAACUUUGCUCUAGGACAGUGUGAAAUAACGCUAAUCCAUAACGGAAAAAUUUAACUGUGUCUUAUGCAACGCAUCUGUCCAGCUACCUAGAAAGAUGUUGUGACCUUUCCGAAAACACUAUAAGAAGCACUCUGUAGGUCUUUCUAACGCUUCAAAGCAUAUCCAGGAUGAAAACCAUCUUGCAUCAUCCAUAUAGUUAUUGUGCAGAGCCCAGCCCCUGAAUUGUUAUGUCAGCUGUCAGAUGGGUGGGAGUAUGGUUACCAACAUAUGUCACAUCCUUAGGUACAUUGUCUCUCAAUGUGCCUUGAAACAGUUUAACCAUUUUAAAUUGUUUCUCCCUGCCCAAACAGAAUCUGUGGCUUAUAAACUGCCAUCCUAGUUUUAAUAAUUUGUUGAGCUGUUUUGUUAGGUUAUGCAACUGCCCUUGAUCUAAGUUAAUUCCAGGGCCUACCAUCCAGUGAGUGCUUCCCACGAACAUCAGGAUUUGACCGAACUGAUACGCAUGAGCUUGUUCUCAGAGUGCACUAGGAAAAAAUGCAAGAUGCAAACCAGACCAAAACGAUUACUGUAAAUCAAGGUAGCUUUCAGAUCAGUUUGCCCCCUUUUAGCUGAUCAUAUAAAGCAAUUUAGUUCACAUUGACUCUCAUAACCCACAUAGUUCACAUUGACUCUAAAGAGAAAGACUCUCAUAUUUCGCCUUCAGUAAUACCAAAAUGCUGAGGACAUCAUUAUCAGCAGCCUUUGCCAGCUUCCUUCUCACUUACCCGAAUACUCUCCUCCUCUCUAAAAGCUUGACAGAAUGAACUACAACCGCUCUAUAUGUUUGACUCCAAACUAUAUGAAUGGAGUAAAUGUGUUCGUGCGACUUGGACAACUUGGGGAGAGAGAGACUAGAUGAACAAACUUCAGUACACAUAUUUGUCUAAAAUUGGACAUCUGCUCCAGGGAAUUUUCCAGAAGACUCUGUUUACUCAUCUGCCUGUCAAAGACCCGUUCUUCACAAUGCCGCUGUGGAAAUAUUCAGCUAUAUGUUUUAUAGAAAGUUCAUCUUAAUGACCUCCACGUUUCAAAUAGCAUUUUUAGCUUUAAUGAUGGAAUAUAUAAGAUAGUUGGUUUCAGCAGCAUUCAGUUAAGCAACAUCCGAUUUAUUUUCUCCAGUGAGGUGAUUAGCAUUUUAAAUGAACCUUUGUGACAUUCUGAAAAAGUCCCAGGUGCUUCUUUUAUUGCAAAUGCAAAGGUAUUCCCAGAAACACUGGGGAAUCAUGGGUGGUCCUUUAAUUAGAAGUGAAUAAAAUAACAGUGAGCCAAGUUUCUCUUUUUUGUAAACCAAAGAUUGCAGGUUUAUCUUUUGAUUUUGCAGGUGUUGUUCUAUAUACUUAGACAAACCAGUGAUUUCCGGUUGAGAGCUGUUUUUCUCUGUUCCUUUCGGAGGAGGUUGUAAAUGACAGUUGGUGACAAUGGUGAGAGCUUACGAUACUGUGUGACAGUGGCAGCACAAACCCCUUGGAUCAUAACUUUAUCAGCUGCAUUGUACCACUAUUUAUGAACAUUCAUUCCAAGGUGAUACAACCUUAACCUCAGAUGCUCAACGAAAUUAGCGCAUUGUAACAUAAACAGGAGAAAAACUAAAACAUGUGUUGUAAGAUGUUAAAAUAGAGAUGUGAACACAAGUGCUUUUUAUCUUUAAGUCCUUAAUCGUGAGUAGAGAAAACAAAUGUAUGUGUUGUUUUCAUGUGGGUUUGUCAUGCAGUUAAAGCACUGUACCAGUUUCCGUGAUUCCACAAAGUAGGUUGUGUUCCUGGAUUAACAUGUUUUGUUUGUCCUGGAACAACAUUCUUGUGCUUUUGUGAACAUGAACUAACCCCAAAACCAGACAGAAAUGUUUGGUUGAUAAUGUUUUUGAAGCCCCGACCCCAGCCUUGAAGGAAUACUCUGGGUUCAGUACAAGUGCAAACAAACAGCAAAUAUACCCCCCCAGCUAAUAGUUUUAUAAAAGCAUUCUUCUGUUCAAAGUACAGUAUUUAAUAUGUUAAAAUCAUUUUUACAGUAAUUUUAUGUUUUUGUGAUGACAAAACUGUAAAGCUGGAUACGACUUUACACAGAAAAGGUUCAAAUCAUGCUAACUUGCAUAUUGUGGAUAUAUUUAUGGACUGGCCCCAUUCAUUUCAAUUGUAACCCAAAGUUUUGCUUUUUCAAACAAAAUGAGGGACGAGUGGAAAUUCAUAUUUGUGGCAAUCAACAUCGGCUGAGCUUAACUUGUACUGAAUCUGGAAUAUUCCUAUUCCUGACCCCAAACCUAGCCUAAAAAUUGGACUGGUUGACAGGAAUGUUGUUCCAGGUCCACUAAGGAUGUCGAUCGAGGAACAUGUCCUACUUGGAAACAUCACGGUUGCUGUACAGGUUCGUAUGUGUGCUGCAGUUCUUCAAGGUAUACCCAACAAAUUGAUUACAGUACCUAGUUUACAGUUUGUAUAAAACGGCCCCUUUCUAUUUGCUAAAUAAAAGUGUAUGUUGUUUUUGUAAUCUUGUUUGCAUUUUAUGAGAAGCCGCAGAAU
Molecule: messenger RNA, 5882 nt
Organism: Sinocyclocheilus grahami
Lineage: Eukaryota; Metazoa; Chordata; Actinopteri; Cypriniformes; Cyprinidae
Product: D(1)-like dopamine receptor
Exons: 2
Coding region: 942-2282 (446 amino acids)
Biological process (GO): vasodilation; positive regulation of MAPK cascade; adenylate cyclase-activating adrenergic receptor signaling pathway
Cellular component (GO): plasma membrane
Molecular function (GO): dopamine neurotransmitter receptor activity, coupled via Gs; G protein-coupled receptor activity
Source: RefSeq, a predicted model, not a curated record